Molecule: messenger RNA, 240 nt
Organism: Penicillium angulare
Lineage: Eukaryota; Fungi; Ascomycota; Eurotiomycetes; Eurotiales; Aspergillaceae
Exons: 2
Coding region: 1-240 (79 amino acids)
Source: RefSeq, a predicted model, not a curated record
AUGGUUGCUGUUCCUCUUCUCGGCGAUGGCCCCUACGGCACCAACCUGAGCUCUGCCCGCUCUAGCACUAUCAGUGCCUUCACUGCUCCUAAGCUCGUUGCCGAAAGCAACAAGGUUGCCCAGUCUGCCAACACCUCUCAAACCUCUGUGGCAGCAGCUGCCCCUCGCCGCCCCAACUGGUUCUCGCGACAGGUCAGCAAACUUGAAGUUAACCUGCAUGGCAAAUCUGUGUCGGUCUAA